Trichomycterus rosablanca is the source of this 2787-nucleotide messenger RNA. It is a transcript of the gene tia1l, whose product is annotated as cytotoxic granule-associated RNA binding protein 1, like. The record is from RefSeq and is a predicted model, not a curated record. The transcript has 11 exons. Gene Ontology annotation, molecular function: RNA binding. Lineage: Eukaryota; Metazoa; Chordata; Actinopteri; Siluriformes; Trichomycteridae. Bases 153 to 1172 code for a protein of 339 amino acids.
AGGCUGCGAGUGCAGUAACGGUAGAGGAAGUUUCUGCUAGUCAUUUCUCUUUAACCAGUAAUACGCACAUUUAACCCUUUAAACCUGCUUUAAAAACCCGUAAACCGCUUUAUUGUUGUUUCUCUGACGGCGUGGAACAGAUCGAGAGCAGGAUGUCGGAUGACGAUCAGCCCAAGACUCUGUACGUCGGGAACCUUUCCAGGGAUGUGACCGAGGCUCUCAUCAUGCAGGUGUUCACCCAGAUCGGGCCCUGCAAGAGCUGCAAAAUGAUUAUCGAUACGGCAGGAAACGACCCGUACUGCUUCGUGGAGUUCUAUGAGCACAUGCACGCUGCUGCUGCCCUGGCUGCCAUGAACGGGAGGAAAAUCUUAGGAAAGGACAUGAAGGUGAACUGGGCUUCCAUGCCAAGCAGCCAGAAGAAAGACACAAGCAAUCACUUCCAUGUCUUCGUUGGUGACUUGAGUCCAGAAAUCUCUACAGAUGAUGUCCGAGCUGCCUUUGCUCCCUUUGGAAAAAUAUCUGAUGCUCGAGUGGUGAAAGACCUGGCCACUGGGAAGUCCAAAGGAUAUGGUUUCAUCUCCUUCAUUAACAAAUGGGAUGCCGAGAACGCCAUCCAGCAGAUGAACGGCCAGUGGCUGGGAGGCAGACAGAUCAGAACCAACUGGGCCACCCGGAAGCCCCCUGCACCCAAAUCUAGUCUCGAGAGUAACACCAAGCACCUGUCCUAUGAGGAGGUGCUGAACCAGUCGAGCCCCAGUAACUGCACAGUGUACUGCGGAGGGGUCACCUCCGGCCUGUCAGAUCAGCUCAUGAGGCAGACCUUCUCUCCAUUUGGCCAGAUCAUGGAGAUCAGGGUUUUCCCAGAUAAAGGCUACUCGUUCAUCAGGUUCGACUCCCACGAGAGUGCCGCUCAUGCCAUAGUGUCCGUGAAUGGGACGUGCAUCGAGGGCCACACGGUGAAGUGCUAUUGGGGCAAAGAAACCGCCGACAUGAGGGCCAUGCAGCAGAUGGCCAUGCCCCAGAGUAACCCUGCCUAUGCUGCUCAGCCGUACGGCCAGUGGGGCCAGUCCUAUGGCAACGGCCAGCAGAUGGGUCAGUACGUCCCCAAUGGCUGGCAGAUGCCCACUUACGGAAUGUACGGCCAGGCCUGGAACCAGCAGGGCUACAAGUAAGUACAGACCACGGCACGGCGUCCGCCACCUCCUCCGCCUGACCGCUAUACCGGAUCGGGAAGGGGCAGAAAAAAAUGCCAGCGUGACGGACCAUUCCAUCACACACCGGGGGUGGCACAAGGACUCCAAUUCAAUGUACAGCAUAUUCGGAUCAUUAGCAUCUCCCCCUGCCACCUGUUAUUGUUAUUGUUUUGGUUUUUUUUUUUCAUGGGUAGUUCUUUGGACUGAUUUUUAAGACCGUCAGUCUUUUUAAUAAAAAAAAAAAAGUGUCUUUUCUUUUCUUUUUGUUUGCCUUUUUUAUAAUGGAAUUAAUCUCGGCAGUCCCUGUAGUUUUGAUUCACAGUAUUGAGUAGUUUAAUCCCCCAUGUAAGGACUGUUUCACUGUAAAAUGAAUCAACAGACACUUCCUGUUCCUUUUCACUCCCCCACCAAAGUUCAGAAACGGCAUUCCUUUUGUACCCAUCUACCACUUUUGUGAAUCCUCGUCGAACUCAGAAUCAUAAGGACACACAGCAGGUUAUAAUAACGAUAAAUUCUAUUCGUUUUAUUUGCACCAGUAAGGUUUCCAGCCUCCGUCUGGUAGCUGUGAAAAUUCUAACAUGCAGGAGGUUUCCUCAGUGGCCUUGACGUGCACUUGAAGUCAUCGCGACUUCUCGUGAAUUAACAGGUUGUUCUUAAUUUCUUCUCCAGCUUUUUAACAAAAUUACCGCUGCGCGACACUCUCUCCUUUUUCCCCCCCUUAUACAUUUAUCAACUUUUUAUUAAAGACAUGAGAAGUGCUUGAUCUUUCAUUACGUGAUGUAUAAUGCUCGUUAAGCUCUGUUCAAACGUCCUCCUCCUCUUUUUCUUUAAAUGUUAUAAAGAAUCAUGUUUCUCGACGAUAAUUAGGCUAGACGCGAGUGCUAUAAGUUCUGUGUAAAGAUAUUUUUUGUAAUUCUGUGUAAAUUGGGAUUUGUUUACCGUCUCAUAAAUUGUACGGACGAGCCUACGCGCCGUCCGGUUCUUCGCCGUUAUUUUUGGCGUGCGAAACCUAUAUGGAGUUUAGAUUUAGAUUUAUUUAAGCAGUUUUAAUCAUAUUUUCCUUCCUUUUCAUUUUACCCUCACGUGAACAUGCGCGUCAUUCGCCGUGUUUUGCUUUUACGAGCCAAAGAAGACGCCGUGAGGACUGCUUUUAAGUCGUGGUGCCGCACGGGCAUACAUCUGAGCUGUAGAUGGUCCGGUGUGUUCUCAUCGCUGUGUCCACGUUUCGUUCUCCUCCCUGCAUCAGUCUGUCCUAAAGAAAAGAGCUUACGUCUCUAAGCAGUCGGUCUUUCCCUGUCUCUUCUGUAUUUCCUUGUUUGAAUAAAUCUUUCUUUGUUUUUUGGUUGGUUUUCUGCUCGUAGCUUUGGCUGAUGAACCAGACGGCCUGCUUUCUACAACGUUUGAAAUUGUAUUUUGUAAAAAGCUGAAGAAAUGUACUGUUCAUCUGAUUUUUCUUUCUCUAUUAGAAUUUUUGCUUCCUUGCUCAUUCCGAAUUAGACCUUGAGUUAUUUUGGAGGGAUGUUUAUUUUUGACUUUUUGGGUUCCAUGUGUAAAUAACUUGAUAAACCAUUAAAAUGCUGUUCCAGUAUUCUAA